Siniperca chuatsi (mandarin fish) is the source of this 2894-nucleotide messenger RNA. RefSeq names its product RUN and FYVE domain containing 1 (gene rufy1). Lineage: Eukaryota; Metazoa; Chordata; Actinopteri; Centrarchiformes; Sinipercidae. Gene Ontology annotation, biological process: regulation of endocytosis; protein transport. The transcript is spliced from 17 exons. The record is from RefSeq and is a predicted model, not a curated record. Gene Ontology annotation, cellular component: cytoplasm. The coding region runs from base 48 to 2201 and encodes 717 amino acids. Gene Ontology annotation, molecular function: metal ion binding.
GGUCACGUGAAUACUCGGGGAGAGGGCAGAGGGGAGGGGUGACAAAGAUGGCCGACGAGGCAGGGGAAGUAAACACAGCUGUUGAGGAUGGCGAAGCAAAACAACAGCUAGAUGAGCCCGAAGUUUCCGGAGCCGCCACCAACGGCGAUUCCGGCGGCGAAGACAGGCAGGACCGAGCAGAGAAGUCGGCUCCGGCGGCGGCAGAGAACAGUUGGUCGGCUCCUAUCCUGUCUCUGGCUCGGAAGGCCACAGAAACGAUUAGCAGCGGGGUGAGCUACGUUGCUGCCCCGAGAAAUCCCUCACAGGGAUCCGCUGCGAGCUCCCCGACGGAAAGGGAGGCCGAACAUGAUCUCACUAACACUGCAAAAACGCUUGCAGUCCUGCCCCCCAAAAACCCCAUGGCGAUAGAAAGAUCCAACCUCCUCAGCAUGAUGAAGCUGAGCAUCAAGGUAUUAAUUCAGUCCUCCUUGAGUCUGGGCAGGACGCUCGACUCGGAGUUCCCUCCUCUACAGCAGUUCUUUGUCGUCCUGGAGCAUUGCCUCAAACACGGGCUGAAAGCCAAGAAAACCUUCAUUGGUCAAAACAAGUCCAUAUGGGGACCUCUGGAACUGGUUGAGAAGGUGUGCCCAGAGUCCGCUAACGUUGCCACAAGUGCCAGAGACCUGCCGGGCAUUAAGACCGGUUUGGGGAAAGCAAGGGCUUGGCUGCAUUUAGCGCUCAUGCAGAAGAAAGUAGCUGACUAUAUGAAAGCUUUGCUGGACCGCAAAGAUCUCCUGAGUGAGUUUUAUGACUCUGGAGCACUGAUGGUGGAGGAGGAGGGGGCGGUGAUGGGGGGACUGCUUGUGGGCCUCAACGUAAUUGACGCUAACCUCUGUAUUAAAGGGGAGGAUCUUGAUUCUCAGGUGGGAGUCAUCGACUUCUCCCUUUAUCUGAAAGACCCUGUCAACAGUGACACUCCAAAAGAUGAUGGCAAGAUGACAGCCAUAUUAGAUCAGAAGCACUACAUUGAGGAGUUAAAUCGUCACCUAAGUGGCACCGUCACUGACCUUCAGGCUAAGAUGGACUCUCUAGAGAAGACCAACAGCAAACUUGUGGAGGAGCUGACAGCAGCAACAGACAGAAUCAACUCUCUGCGGGAAGAACACGAACAGCUAAGAAAGGAGAAUGAGUCGAUCUUGCAGUCCAGCCAGAAAAAGGAAGAGGCAACCCUUCAGGACAGCCAGGUGGAGCUGGAAACAUACAAACAGACUCGACAGGGCCUGGAUGAGAUGUACAGUGUGGUGUGGAAGCAGUAUAAAGAGGAAAAGCGCAUUCGCCAGGAGCUGGAGCGUGAGCUGGAGCUCCAGGUGGGCCUGAAGCAGGAGAUUGAGGUGGCCAUGAAGCUACUGGAGAAGGACACACAUGAGAAACAGGACACGCUGGCAGCCCUGAGGCUCCAGCUUGACCAAGUCAAGAAUCUUAACUUGCAAAUGUUUCACAAAGCUCAGGACUCUGAACGAGAAGCAGAAAAAAAGCAGGCGGAGGCUGUGCAGCUUGAGCAGAAGAUGGACGAAAUGGAGAAAGCCAUGGUGGAACUAGAGCAGAGACUACAGAACUCGGAGCGAGAGCGCAAACAAAGUGACCAGUCAGACAAAGAUAUGAGGGUGGAGCUGGAAGGAAAAGUGGAUGCUUUGCAGAAACAACUGACGGACCUGGACACACUAAGGCUGGGUUUGGAAAAUGAGCUGCGCACUGAGAGGGAACAGAGACAGAGUCUGCAGAAAGCUCUCCAGCGGGAACAGGACAACAGCAUCGAGCUCCGCACACAGCUGCAACAACUCCAGGGCCUGCACACGGAGCUGCAGGAUUUGAAGCAGGAGAAGCAGCAGCUGCAGCAGACAUGUGAGCAGCAGGAACAGGCUCUACAGGAGAUGGGACUGCAUCUCAGCCAGUCUAAACUUAAAAUGGAGGACUUCAAGGAGGUCAACAAGGCUCUAAAGGGCCACGCCUGGCUGAAAGAUGAUGAGGCUACUCAGUGCAAGCAAUGCCAGAAGGAGUUCUCCAUCGCACGCAGAAAGCACCACUGUAGAAACUGUGGAGACAUCUACUGCAACAGUUGUUCCAGUAAUGAGCUGGCCUUACCCUCCUACCCUCGACCUGUGCGGGUGUGUGAUAUGUGCCACACCCUCCUGCUGCAGAGAAGCACCUCCACACGUUCCUGACAAGACACCUACAAGCUUAAAUGCUUCUACAAGAGCUUUCUAACACUGCACAUAUUCAUCCACUAUGAUUUUUAACUACUUAUGUUAAUAGAAAAAUGUCAUCAAAUCUUGGAAAUGUGAUUUGGUGUUUCAUUUCCACUGUUACCUGAAAUUCAGGAACAUUAGUUAAUCUGUAUUAAAUAAGGGGCCACCUUUUAACACUGAUGGGAUGAGCUAAUAUACUUUAUGCAGAUUGUAUGUUGAAGUAUGCUUUAGAGUUUGAGUAAUAGUUUACAGUUUCUUUGGGCUGGACUAACAUCAGUUUGACAAUUUGGUACUUGAAAAACUGAUCAUUGUAAAGUGUGUAGUUUUUCCUAAUUCAAACCAUGGAUGUUGAGAUCCCAUCAUGUUCACUUUUGGUUUUCAGCAGCAAUCAUUUGUGUAGCUGGUUGAUAAAGAACACGUGUACUUCACUUUGAUAUUGACUUGUCAUGCAUCUACUCUAACAAUUUUUUACAGCUAUGGCCCCACUGCUGGAUACAUGCAAAAUUGUGUAAAUGACUGUAGAAUGUUAACAAAAAUCUAACUAUUUUAGAAUGUAUUAUAACAGGGUUUUGUUGAUUGUGAUAACUGCUACGAAGCCAUUUUUUUUUAUUUGAGAAUGGUGACCAAAAGUUUUUUUUAUCUAGAUAUUUCAUAAAUGAAUAAAGCCUC